GGUCCUUGAGCUUGGCCACCUGCCUGGGAAACUUGUGGUUGGUUGUUGCCCUCCGAUCGUUUCCGGGCGGGGACAGGAAUCGGGCCAUGAAAAACACUUCGGGGACCCGUGAGCCCCGGACCCGUCCGAGAGAAAGAGACCCGGACCGGCGCCCACACCGGGACCGAGACCGCCACGUCGAGCGGCCGCGGGACCCAGGCGGGGACAGGCACAGGGAGAGGAACGGUGACGUGAGAGGAAACGGGGACCGUCGGGCGGGCCGGGAACAUAGAACCGACCGAGAACCGCGCCAGGACAGACACAGGGACGCGGGUCAUCGCGCAGCCGAACAAAGAGCCCGGGAGAAGUCCCGCCAAAGCCGUGCGCGGCCCGAGCCCUGGGGACCCAGUUGGGACACAGCCGGGACUCCGGGACCCGCACCCUGGCGGGGCCCAGAGCCGCCGCUGAAGCAUGGCCUCGGGCGCCGCGGGUUGGAGAGUGAACUGGCUUCGGAAAGAUACAUAUCCACAUACUCCGAGCCUGCUCGACAGGAAGAGGAAUAUUACCAGUCAGAAGCUGAGGGGAUUCUGGAAUGCCACAAAUGCAGAUAUUUGUGCACAGGGAGAGCCUGCUGCCAGAUGCUGGAGGCUUUGCUGAACUUGCUGAUCUUGGCCUGCAGCUGUGUCUCUUACAAUUCCACGGGGGGCUACACGGGCAUCACCAGCCUGGGGGGGAUUUACUACUACCAGUACGGAGGGGCUUACAGUGGCUUCGACGGUGCUGACGGGGAGAAAGCCCAGCAGCUGGAUGUCCAGUUCUACCAACUCAAGUUGCCCACGGUCACUGCAGCAAUGGCCUACAGCGGAGCCCUCAUGACCUUCUCCUGUCUCCUCCUCCUCGGGGGUGCCCUGCGGGUCCCGUGGCACUGUCCACUGUGGCUGGUGAUCGAGGGCUUAAUGGAUGCACUCAUCGCUGGGGCGUAUGUCCCAGCCUUGUACUUCUUCUUCCAACACCUCUCUGCGGCCUAUAGCUCAGAUGUGUGUAAGGAGAGGGAGGCCCUGUAUCAGAGCAAAGGUUACAGUGGCUUCAACUGCGGUCUCCACGGGGGAGACAUAGGAACAGGAGUCUUUGCAGCCAUGGCCAUUGGGGUCUUUGCUGUGGGAGCCAUCCUGGCCUUCAAGGGUUACCGAAAAGUUAAGAAGUUGAAGGAGAAGCCCACGGAAAUGCUUGAGUUUUAGACUUCUAGAAUGUUCUGCCACAUUUACGUGAUAGAAGCCACUUUCAACCACAAUCUUUCAUAGGAAUUCUUCGAUGUGGAACUCACUAAGGCUUCCGAAAUACCAAGCCGGUGUAGGUAUGCGGGGCUUAGCUCCUGGCUGCCUGGAGGAGUAUUCUCUGAGACAACGAGCUGUGUUCUCUGCAAUCUUCUGUGAGUGUGGGACUAACAAACACUGUGACAAAACCCCAAACACGGGCUGGGGAUUUAGCUCAGUGGUAGAGCGCUUACCCAGGAAGCGCAAGGCCCUGGGUUCGGUCCCCAGCUCCGGAAAAAAAGAACCAAAAAAAAAAAAAAAAAAAAAAAAAAAGAAAACCCCAAACACUGAAGCCAGGCUUGGUGGUACGGACUUGGAAUCCUAGAACCCUAGCAAUUGUAAGGCUGAGGCAGGAGAAUCUUGAGUUCCAGACUAGCAUGGACUGCAGAGCAAGAUCCUGUCUGCAAACCAGAUAAUCAGCAACAAUGAAGGACCCUCGGGAGGAAGGCAGAGUGUACUUCAUGGUCAGGGCAGGAACAAUUGCACUGGAAACUUACAGUUCACAGAAACCUACGUCGACAGAAGACUGCUCUCUCUGAACUAUCCUAAACUCAGCCCUCUUCAGCAGACACACGGGGCAUCUCCCCACUGAGUAUCUAGGCCCUGCACCCCUUUAACUCUAUGGUUUCUGGAGCGUACUUGCCCCAGAAAAACUUAAGUUUAAGGGCAUGGGAUAAGGAAAGGAGAAUCAGAUUAAACUCGCUGAGCUGCAAAGAAACCAUUCUCCUGGCCGCUUACAGUGACUUCCAGCGCUCAAUAAGCAUUUGUACCUCCUGUAAAGGUGCCAUUGUACGAAGACUCCAACCCCACAGUGGUAUUCAGGGUCUACUCAAAAGAAAAGAAUGUAAAGUCCCUUUCCCAGCAGAAGAAUGUUACUUUUAGCCAGACAACUUCAUGGACUUGAUUACAGGUUGAAUUACGGCUUGGGACCAUUAUAGUAUAUUCCGGUACAAGUGACUAUGUCCCUUGAUGCAAAAAUCCAAGCGUUCCAAAGAAAACAUUUUAAUUUGGAGGCAGCGGUCUUCUCUAUGCUCAUGACACUUUAUUCACUUAAAACUCCAUCGAUUGAUGUGGAAGACUUCAGCCUUGGGGACAGAACUGCAUACCCCUGUUAUGGUUAGAAAUUCUCUUGAACAUUUUUUUAGUUUUGCUCAAGGAAAAGGGGAAAGGGGAUAUUCUUUUUUUUUUUUUUUUUUUUUUUUUUUGGUUCUUUUUUUUGGAGCUGGGGACUGAACCCAGGGCCUUGCGCUUCCUAGGCAAGCGCUCUGCCACUGAGCCAAAUCCCCAACCCCGAAAGGGGAUAUUCUUUUUUUUUUUUUUUUUUUUUUUUGGUUCUUUUUUUCGGAGCUGGGGACCGAACCCAGGGCCUUGCGCUUCCUAGGUAAGCGCUCUACCACUGAGCUAAAUCCCCAGCCCCCGAAAGGGGAUAUUCUUAAUUCUAUAGAUACCUUGUCUGCACAUAUUCACUUUAUUUUUACAAAAUAAAAAGAUCAAAGAGACUUGCUUGCCUUGGCUUUCCCUCCCCUCCCCUCAGGACAGUUAUGUACAGUGCAAAGACAGAGGUAGACACAGAAUUAAGCCAAGUGCUACAUGGUCGACCGUAAAAAGCAGCGUUGCUCGGAAGGGCACUGGGGAUUACAGCAAAGACACAGUGGACUUCUGUCCCACGGACCUCUGACAUCUUUGUGGAAACCCGACCCACCCCGACUUGGAGAGAAAUGCAAUGUCUGCCUUUUCUUCCUUCCCUCUGAUGUUUAUCUUUGCGUAUUAGCAGCUUUAAGACAUUUGUCACUUUGAGUAGCUUAGCUAAGGCAUGUCAGGCUGGCUACUGCCCAGAAUAACACCCUGCAGCCAUUCCUUCAACAAACCCAGUGUCAUUAGACCUAGCGGAAGAUUGGAAGCCUAGAUUUCUUCCACUUCAACCAAGAGAUGUAUGCUGUGUGUAGCAGAGGGAAAGGAUUUAUAUUUCCCAUCUGCACAGCAUUUCUGUUUCUAUAUGCUGAUGGAAGGAAAAUCAGGGUUGGGAAAGAUACAGAGUGUGGGAGUUUGCUACCCCCACCAAUGACAUCUGGGCUGGUUCAUCGCUUGCUGUAUUUGCAGAGUCCGGUUGAAGAGUGGGCAGCUAGAAUCUAAUGUUGAAUUUUAAAUUAGAGCGAUACAGUUUCUCAACUCUCAGAUCCCCACGCUGUUGUGGCCCCUGGAUUUUCAGGAAUUCAUGUGGGCAUGUAGAUGAUAGGCUCUGCUAGCUGGGUCUGAGGAUUGUAGAACUGGCUGCUGUCCCUUAACGGCCUCAAUGAUAAAUACGGUACCAUUGGUGUAAUGGAUAGACAUGCUCUAAUUGCUGGGAAACAGCUCCUUUUCAAAAUUCUCCCCGUUUCUUCCUGCUUCUCAUACUACUCUCCUCCGAUUUCAGAACACUGCAGAGAGGCCCUACCAUUCAUUUAUGAUUUUUCAAGAAAUUCUAGUCAUGUAUUAGUGUCUGCAGGGACUGUCCCCUCCAAUACAGAAAUCUGAGAGUGCUGUGGCCUUCUGUGUAAAACGGCAUGUAUAAUGUUUGUGUAUAAUAUAUUCAUAUACAUAACCUCCUGUAUAUUAUGGGAUUACAUAUUCCCGACGUAAGUGCUAUGCUAACAGUUGCUAGAAUGCAUUGUUUAGGGAACACUGCUGAGAAAAAGCCCAUCUUUGUUCUAUGGUCAGAUGCAGCUCGAUCCUCAAUGGACUCUCUGGCUGCAGAAGCUGCAACCAGAGAGGGCUGACUGUUCUCCCUUCCAUCUGAUCCUUCCCACAGGUCUGUGUGGGAGGGAGGCCGAGUGGAGCUGGCGGACUUAACUUCAUUCAUCAGAUAAAAUAUCUAAGGCUUAGAAGGACUUUAGUAAACAGGGAAAGAACAGAUACUAGAUUUUGAUAUUCGAAUUUGGGGUCCAUUUGCAUUCCUCUUUGUCUCUCAAAAUUCUCAUCUCUGCAUCCUGAGGAUCUAAGGAUAGUAAUGGAACUUCCGGAAGUGCAGCCUGAAGCUUCUAUCAGCUUGACGAGCAAGGGAUCUUAGACAAGAGGUGUUCAGCCUUAGCCCACCUCACUGCCUCAUGGAAUCUGCACAUCUUCCAGACUUCUAAGAAACUCCCUGCCAGUGAACAGCUCAAGUAUUUCUUUGUAGAAACCUGGUUGAGCAAACUGGCCCAUUCGCAGAACCAAACUGGAAGUCUCAUAAUAAAUGUGUAGCCAUUCUGCAGACUAGAUAUAGUUGGCCUACAGUACAGGAAACCAGCAAGAUGUAUGAUGGCGUGUGUGUGUGUGUGUGUGUGUGGAGAUGGGGGGGGGCACAGAGAUGAAUGCUUUUCAUUGCUUAAAGACUGGAAAGUAAGUGAGCAGCCGAUAGUGUUUGCCUCACAGUCAUGAGGACCUGAGUUCAGAUCCCCAGUGCUGAAUGCCUGCAAUCCAGUGCCGCCGAGAUGGGAGGCAGAGAGUGGUGGGUCCUUGGAACUCACUGGUAGGUAGUACUAGAUCUGUGACAGACCUGCCUCAAACGAAAGGUGGAAAACGUCUGAGGAACGAAUGUCACCUGAGACUGUUCUCUGAACUCCAUACACACUCGAGACAUGUGCAUAUGCACAGCCCAGCACAUUACACAUAUGUACACACACGUGCACAGAGAGAGAGAGAGAGACAGAGACAGAGACAGAGAGAGACAGAGAGAGAGAGAGAGAAAGGAAGCAGGAGGAGCAUGUAAGAAACUUACAAAAAUGUUUGUAGUCUUGGUGACUGGGUAAGAGUCUGAGGCCGUCUGGUUUACCCAGCGAAACUGUACUUUGGGUAUGGGGAGAUGGAGAACAUGAAUGAAAACUUUCUGUUUAUUCUUC
Rattus norvegicus (Norway rat) is the source of this 5149-nucleotide messenger RNA. RefSeq names its product MARVEL domain containing 3 (gene Marveld3). Gene Ontology annotation, cellular component: membrane. The record is from RefSeq and is a predicted model, not a curated record. Lineage: Eukaryota; Metazoa; Chordata; Mammalia; Rodentia; Muridae.